GAGGCUCGGCAGGGUACAAAUAUGGCGGUGACCUGGCCUGUGGCGACACUUGGUGGCCGACCAGCGAGUAUGGAUCAUCAGCGAUUUGUCGACAUGAAGAGCUACUUCGCUUUCGUAUUUGCAGCUGUCGCUCUCUUCGCCGUCGCAAAGGCAGACCCUGCGAAGCUGAAACAAGCUGUAGAAAAGUGCAAGGCAUCUGAAAACCUAGAUAGUUUGGAUGGAAUCAAGGCUAACAGACAACCCUUCACCAAUGAAGAGAAGUGCUUUCUUGGCUGUAUGACACUGGAUAUGAAAUUUCUCUCUGCAGAUGGACAGUACGAUGCUGCUAACACUAAACAAAUGAUAAACAACUGUGAACACCUUAAGGACAAGCCUGAUGAAAAGAGUGCUGCUUUGGCAGUGGCAGAUGACUGUGGCAAAACAGUUACUGGCUGCAAUGGCUACUGUGAGUGUGGUCCCAUGACUGUUGGCUGCUUGAUUAAGGGUAUGAUGGCUAAAGGCUAUGAGGAUUCAUUUGCCAGAAUUGACAAAGUAUUACAAAAACUUGAUGGAUAGUGUCCUUUAUUAUGCAGUGAGUACAUGGACAGAGAAAAAUUUCGUGUACCGAAAUAUGGAGAAAGAAUCUUCAAAGAAAAUGUGACUGGAUGAAGAUUAAAAGAUAGCAAAUUUUUGUCUAAAUAUUUUGAUAAGUGCUGAUGUAAUAUUACACGAGACCAAAAAUGUAAUUCUCUAUCAGACACGUCUAUUUUAUAUAAGCAAUUCAUGCUUACAUGUACCUACAUUGUAAAAAAGUAAUAAAUGAACAAUAGAGUCACUUGCUUUGAGGAAUUCAGUUUUUAGAGCUCAUCUAUAAUUAAUUUUUAAAUAUUAACACACAAAUAUCUAGUAAUAUGGUUUCCUACACAUUUGUUGAACGUACAAAUAUAUAAGAAAUAACUGCCAUUAAAUACUUAUAAUGAUGACUUGGAAACACAAGUUUGUCUGAUGACUCAACUUGCAAUGAAACUAGAAAAAUAUAAAUCCCUAUAUCCAGCUGAAAUAUUCAGCACAUGUAUAAAUAAUGGGGGACACAAUCAAAAUGCACAUGUUUGCCUUCAAUGUAAUCUCCAUUGGCAGCAAUAAACUUUGAGAAACAUA
Molecule: messenger RNA, 1137 nt
Organism: Schistocerca piceifrons (Central American locust)
Lineage: Eukaryota; Metazoa; Arthropoda; Insecta; Orthoptera; Acrididae
Exons: 7
Coding region: 22-555 (177 amino acids)
Molecular function (GO): odorant binding
Source: RefSeq, a predicted model, not a curated record